Messenger RNA from Nicotiana attenuata, 705 nucleotides. RefSeq lists its product as uncharacterized. Bases 1 to 705 code for a protein of 234 amino acids. NCBI's taxonomy places the organism in Eukaryota, Viridiplantae, Streptophyta, Magnoliopsida, Solanales, Solanaceae. The transcript has 2 exons. The record is from RefSeq and is a predicted model, not a curated record.
AUGGUUGUUGAUGGUGAAUUGGUGAUGGAGUGGUUGGUUGGAGCAAUUGAGGUGGGUGAGAGUGUGGUUGUGGUUGAGAAUGAUGGUGGUGGAGGUGGUGGGUGCUUUGAGAAGUCAUUCAGAAUCAAACAUGAAGACAACAAGUUUUUCUCUAAGCUUCUUUCAAAGGAAAAUUCCAAAGCUUCUUCUUCUUCUAUUCCUUCUUUUAGAGUUUACUAUAAUGAUGUUCCAAGUUCUGUUCCUUUUACUUGGGAGUUACAACCUGGUACUCCUAAACAUAAUACUUUUUCUGAAACUUCUUUGUUGCCUCCUCUUACUCCUCCUCCUUCUUACUACUCAAGCAUUAAUAAUAAUACCAAUAAAAACUCCAUUAAAAGGAGUUCAAGAUCCAAGAUUUUUCAUGCUUUAAUCAUGAAGUUUAAUCCCAAAAAAUCUCAAUUACCUUUAUCACCUUCUUCUUCUUCUUCUUCAAUAUCAUGGUCGUCUUCUUCACAGUAUUCCUCAUUCUCUGCACCUACAACACCUUCAAAUUUUAACGGACGACGUCGUUUUUGUAGCCAAGAAUCGUCUUUUGAUAAUUAUCGUGAAGAUAUAUCGCCAGCAUCAAAAUUAUGUUUUGGUAUGAGCAGCAAAGCUAGUGCUAAUUCACUCUUUAUGGUGAAAAAAGCCUUGUUUUCCAUCGCCAGUGGUCGUGGAUCUAACUAA